Messenger RNA from Penaeus chinensis, 1629 nucleotides. RefSeq names its product nephrin-like. The record is from RefSeq and is a predicted model, not a curated record. The coding region runs from base 530 to 1363 and encodes 277 amino acids. Lineage: Eukaryota; Metazoa; Arthropoda; Malacostraca; Decapoda; Penaeidae. The transcript is spliced from 8 exons.
CUGUCCGGACAGGUUGUGUCGCGUCGCCCGGCGAUCCACUCCCUCGCUCGCUCGCGGCCCGCGCUUCGGGCGGAAGCUGUGCGGUGGACUGUCAGUGGCCGCCUCGCGGCUCGAAAUGUAAUCAUAAAGGAAAUAUUUGGCAAAUAUGUACAUGGCUCGGAAAUAAGCUAAUGUUGUCAAGAAACGAGUUGAUUCGAAUACAGAUCAGCCAGUGGCCAUGGGCUGCAGUUUCUUUGGAACUUCUGAGGCACAGAUCUGAGUAAAUGUUCCGAACACUGACCAAUUUCUCGACAGGAAAUCGAAGAUGCAAAGACUAUGUCGGAUAUGACUUUAUCAGCUUCAAAAGGGCGGCUGAUCAGCAGAUGUCGUCAGCGUCGAAGCGGAGGGGCGGCUGCUGACUCCGCGUCCGAGUGAAGAGGAAGGCCAGCGGUCAGCAGCGGCGACUCUCCGACCGUGGGAGCCUUUGUCAGAAUCUCACCGCAGUGCAGCUGUGGAUUGUGAUUUGUCAACCCAUCUGUAAAGACAACCAAUGGGAGGCUUUGGAGUCUGGAUGUACUUGCUCCUUUUUUGUUCUGUCUACGGGGUCUCGGCGCUGCAGAUCACGAGCAUCUUCGUGCCGCGGACGGCGCGCAGCGGAGACACCGUGCGCCUCACGUGCAACUUCGAGCUGAACGGCGACGAACUCUACUCGCUCGCCUGGUGGAAGGACGACAAGAUGUUCUACACGUUCAUCUCCAAGAACGAGCCGCCCAAGGCCGUCUACAACGCCCCGGGCAUCACCGUGGACCACGAAGCGUCGGGUCUGUACGAGGUGAUCCUCUCGCACGUCGACCACCGCGCCUCCGGGAAGUUGCGCUGCGAGGUGGUGGCCGACUAUCCGAGCUUCGAGCAGGACACCAUGGACGCCAACAUGACGGUCAUAGAGGAGCCCCUCAAGGGACCCAGCAUCACGGGCAACGAGAACCGCAGUGCCUACCGCGUCGGUGACCUCCUGCUGCUAAACUGCUCGUCCACCUUCUCGUACCCGCCCACCACGCUCAGCUGGGACAUCGACGGCCACAAGGUGUCACAGGAGACGGUCGUGGUGUACCCCGGCGAGGUGGACGCGGAAGGGCGCGAGACGUCCAAGUCGGGGCUGCAGAUGCGGCUGCGGCGGGAGCACUUCCGGCAGGGCGUGCUAGUGCUGCGCUGCAUCUCCACCAUCCUGCACAUGUACCGGCGCUCCGCCCAGACGACCAUCAUCGACGCGGACCACAUCCAGAGCUCCCCGCGGGAGAGCGCCUCCACCGCCGGUGCCGGCUCCCCCUCGCUCCUCCGGGUCCUGCUGUUACUGCUGCUGCUUCUGAGUCUGCUGGGCACCUGAGGGCCCUUCGCCACGCGACGGAAAUGCAGAAAUGAGUGUCAGUGUUGUAUCUGUGUGAAUGUUGGUGUCGUGGCGGCGUCCGAGUGCAGUGCCUCGCGAGCGGCCCGGGCUUCGGUCUCGCGUCGCAAGAGGCAGCUUCGUUCCCACUCAACUCGAUGUUAUGUUAUUGCAUACUUGGAUGUCAUCAUUUAAAGAUUCAUUGGUGUAACUGCUCCUGAAAUAAUGUUUUGAGAAUAAACUUUAAGUAAAAUAAAGACGUGACUCUG